This is a messenger RNA of Pristis pectinata (smalltooth sawfish), 3240 nucleotides long. RefSeq names its product disintegrin and metalloproteinase domain-containing protein 12-like. The transcript is spliced from 14 exons. NCBI's taxonomy places the organism in Eukaryota, Metazoa, Chordata, Chondrichthyes, Rhinopristiformes, Pristidae. Gene Ontology annotation, biological process: regulation of cell-cell adhesion; positive regulation of membrane protein ectodomain proteolysis; proteolysis. The record is from RefSeq and is a predicted model, not a curated record. Gene Ontology annotation, molecular function: metalloendopeptidase activity; cell adhesion molecule binding. Bases 58 to 1413 code for a protein of 451 amino acids.
ACAGGUGACGCUUUUGCAGAAUUCAGAGAGCAAGAAACCCUUGAAGUUGGAGCACCAAUGGAAUCAAUACAACUACUUGUCUCCUUUUUGUUGGCCACAAUUCCCAGAGGGAAAUGCUGCUUGCAGAGUCAAAAGGGACUCUGUCAGUCUCAGGCACAUGAAAUAGUUGCGGUGGAAAAACUGACCGAGCCCUUGAGCUUACUGUCAAAGAAUACUACAGGGGAGUUGCAGAGUGAUCAGGACAACUGGGUACAUUACAUGCUGAGGUUUGAAGGCAAGGAACACCUCUUACACCUCACAAAGGCACGAAACCUACUGGCUGAGACCUACAGUGAAUCACACUACUUAGCUGAUGGAUCCAUGGUAACCAAGGCUCGCCACCAUCUCGACCACUGCUGCUACACUGGGUUUGUUGAAGGAGUUGAGUCCUCAGUGUCUCUUUGUACCUGCCAGGGUCUCAGUGGGUACAUAUCGAUGGGAGACCAGGAGUAUAUCAUCGAUCCAGUGAGCGAUGGCAGUGAGAGACACAAAGUCAGCCGGUCACAGCAUGUCCGAACAAAGAGGCACCUCUCCCACUCCUACUCGCAACUUGUGACUUACAAUACUAAUCUCAGCAUUGAACUCUACCUGGUGGCUGACAGAGAAGAGUUUCUGCAAAAUGGGGGGGAUCUCAAAAAGACACAGGAUCGUUUAAUCACUCUCGCACAUCAUGUCAAUCAGAUUUACCAAAAGCAGUUAAAUAUCCAGAUUUUCCUAGUUGGGAUUGAAGUCUGGACAAUCGAAAACAAGGUUGGCUCCAGCGAGGAUACCGCGGAGGCCCUGCAAAACUUCAUGCAAUGGAGAACCAAGGAACUUGUGCCAAGGAAGCACCAUGACAACGCCCAACUUGUCAGUGGUGUGCCCUUCCAGAGGUCUCUGGGACAAGCCUACCUCAGCAAGAUGUGCUCGAAGGAGAGAAGUGGAGGAGUUGUCAAGGAUGACCAGGAUAGUGUCAGAGAGGUGGCUAAAUAUAUUGCUCAUGAGCUGGGUCACAAUCUGGGAAUGCAUCACGAUAGACCUUCUUGCCACUGCCCUGUCACUUCUGGGAAAUGCUUACUGGCAAGAUCGAUUGAGUCACCGAUGAAUCCAAUAUUCAGUGAUUGCAGUAAAGAAUUUCUGAACCACUUCUUGAAAAACUUCGACGUCAGUUGUCUGAAGGAUCAGCCAGACACCUCCAUGAAUAUCACAGUUGCAUUAAUAAACGAAGGCACCUCAAUGACUUCUAAAAUUGGUGUUAUUGCUUCUGCUUCAUUGUUUGUUCUCAUUAUUGCCGGUCUUGGGAUGUUGGUUUACCUGAAUCAAAGAAGACAAGAAAACAUUACUGGCUGCACUGAGCACAUUUCUGACAAUCUCCUUCCCCAAAACAUCGUCUAAUCAAAGGACUACACAUACAUCAUAUUGGUAUUGAUUUAUUAUUGUCACUUGUACCGAGGUACAGUGAAAAACUUAUCUUGCAUACCGAUUGUACAGGUCAAUUCGUUUCAGAUGUUUCAAAAGAAUAGACAAAAUGUGAAGAAUGUGAAUAUUUUUCUUAAAUGGGUAAGAAACAAUCAAACCUUGAUGUACAGAGAGAUCUUGAAGUGCUGGUUCAUGUGAUGCAGAUGGUGAGCAUUCAACCAGAGUAAGCAAUUAGGAAGGAUAUGUAUGUUGCCCAUGGUUUUUAGUGUGUUUGGAGCACAAGAAGACUUGCUGCAGCUGCAGAGCCUUUGGUGAGACCUGACCUGGAGUACUGUGUGUCUCUGGCUUCUGCACCAAAUGAAAGUGUACUUGCUUCUGAGGCAGCAUGGCACAGAUUCACUAUGGACGUGAGGGUUGUCCUAUGAGGAAAAGACCAUGCUUGAGUUUAGAUGUUAUGGUCUGGGUGAGAAUAUGGUGAUUUCUUCUGGACAUUAGAAUCAGGUUUAUUAUCAUUGACUUAUGUCAUGAAAUUUGUUGUUUUGUGGCAACCGUACAGUGCAAAGACAUAAAAUUACUCUCGAUCACAAAAUAAAUAGCGCAAAAAAAAGGAAUAAUGAAGCAGUGUUCAUGGGUUCAUGGACCGUUCACAGAUCUGAUGGCGGAAGGGAAGAAGCUUUUCCUGAAUCGUUGAGUGUGGGUCUUCAGGCUCCUGUACCUCCUCCCUGGUGGUAGUGACGAGAAGAGGGAUGGUGAACAUAGAACCAAAGGACCCUGCCAGGGUAAGAUGUUUUCAGUUCACCCUGGUUGCAGACUGUGGAACCAGCGAGAUGAGCCCCAGGAAAGGGCUGAGAAGUUUCUGCCCAGAUAGUUUUGCAUCUUCUGGGCUCCUUACUCUGGAGAUUUUUGGAUGCUCACUCAUUAACUAUAUUCAGAGUUCUUAAGGGAAAUAGGGUUUUAAGAAUAGAGGGAUAUAGGGAUCAGGUGGGAGAGUGGAUUUAAAGCUCAAAAUCGGUCAUGGUUUCACUAAAUGGCAGAUCCUGCUUGAAUGGCUUACCCUUGCUUUGAUUUCUCAUUUCAUUAAAGAUGUGAAUUUCAGGCAAGAACCAAGGUGGCAGCUCAGUCUCAACUUUCUUAUUUAGUCACUGUGAAUCUUAUCCCCAAAAAAUGUGAAUAGUUAUUUAACCAGACUUACUACUUCAUUGCAGUAUGGAAUUCCACCCUUUACCUAGCUUAUACUGCACUUCUUCAUUCAUUGUCUUCAGGCAGCUGUGAAAUGACACACCACACCAAAGGGUUUUGAAAGAAAGCAAUUUUUUUUGUUCCACAGCUGAAGUAUUCAAUCCAUUCUAUUACAAAAGCAAAGUACCAUGUGUACAGGAGAUCUGAAAUGCUGGAAAAUCCUCAGCAGGUCAGGCAGAAUUGGCAGAGAAAGAAAACAAAUAAAUGAAUCGGGUUGGACUUUUCUAUUCUUUGGGGAUGUCCAACAUGUGUUGCUGCUUCAGAUUUAGCGGACCUGAACUGUUUUCAUAACAUGCUGUGCACAGCAAUGUGCUUGAACCACAUUGAAGCAUUUGAACAAUGCUGUUUAUUUAUUUCACAACAAAUGUAUAUUCCAAGAUUAUGAAUCUGAAUUACAAUUGUUCAAUCAAUACUUGUUGCUGCUUCAUGACUGUAAAAUGUGAAAUUUUGGCAAAGUUUCUAUGAGGUAAUUUUUUUAUAUAUGUUAACAAAAGGCUUGAGUUAUUUCUUCAGAUUACAUUAAAGACACUGCUUACUUUAAGGUUUGGUGAUCAGGGUGUGAGA